Messenger RNA from Capsicum annuum, 905 nucleotides. RefSeq lists its product as uncharacterized. Lineage: Eukaryota; Viridiplantae; Streptophyta; Magnoliopsida; Solanales; Solanaceae. The coding region runs from base 236 to 805 and encodes 189 amino acids. The transcript has 2 exons. The record is from RefSeq and is a predicted model, not a curated record.
GGUCUUCGAAAAAACCUUAAUCGCGUGACUGACAAUGAUGACAUGAAAUCUGUUACGAGUUUCAAGAAGACCUCCAGCAAAGAAAAUGUGCCCAAGCAACAUGUAGACGAACUUAUUUAUUCUGGUAAUUCUAUAGCUUUUUAUGUAACUAUUAUUAGCAAUUAAAUAAGUUAUCAUAUUUAUUUAAUCAUAUUUAGCUAACUCAUGUUUGGUAACCUUUUUAGGAAGUGUGGGCAUGAUAAGUGAGGUUGUAAUUAUCUAUCAUUACGAUGGCUACUUUAAAUUUUUCCCUUCUAAAGAAUAUGUGAAUGGGCAUUUGAUGAAUACAACUAUGGACAUUGAUUUUAUGAGUUAUUUUGAUCAGUUGGGUGAUUUGAAAAAGCACUGUAAGUUUAAUGUUUUAGAUGAAGAUAAGUUCUUUUAUUUAAGAGGUGAUAAAAUAAUGAACGAUUAUGAUGAGCUGGUAGAAUAUUGUGACGAUUCAGACCUUAAGGACAUGCUUUCUAGUUAUAAGAUGCAUAAGAAAAAAUCUAUAGAGAUUUAUACAUUAACGAAAAAUUAUGAUGUUUUCGAAAAUACUUCUCUCGAAGAAAAUAAUUAUAUGGAUAGUGUGUCUGAAGAAGUGAGUGAAGCAGUUCAAGAACAUGAGCCAACAAAUUUGGCAGGCUCAAACAUUGCGAAAAGAAAAACUAGAAGACCAACACGAUGCUUGAAAAUAAUAAACUUACAAGAGGGAGAAAAAGUGAGUGUACAAUUUGAUGAAGAUCACGAGGCAAUUGGUGAUAAUGCAACCCAAUUCAUUUGAUUUUUGGGUCAAACAGUGAAAAGUCGUUGUUGUUGCCCAUUGAAAGUGAAUUGUUGGAAGGAAAUUGAGAAAGAUAAGAUUGAUCAUAUAUGGGAUAUCU